Molecule: messenger RNA, 3809 nt
Organism: Malania oleifera
Lineage: Eukaryota; Viridiplantae; Streptophyta; Magnoliopsida; Santalales; Ximeniaceae
Product: pentatricopeptide repeat-containing protein At4g13650
Exons: 2
Coding region: 520-3759 (1079 amino acids)
Biological process (GO): RNA modification
Molecular function (GO): zinc ion binding; RNA binding; protein binding
Source: RefSeq, a predicted model, not a curated record
GAUUUAACAUGGUGUUAGAAUUUCAGAUUUUUAAGCUACCUCUAAUUUAUAUAUACUUCAAAUUAUUUAUACCAUCGUUUAGAGGAUAUAUUGAUUCGUAGGAAACUCGGAGAAUUCGGGGGUUCACAGAUUGCCGGAGCCUCUCGUAGCGUUAGGAGGAGUACUAGAAGCAGACCGAGAAGAAAUAGUUGUACGAGUUCUACUGUGGAUUUGAGGGAGAGAAUAGAAUUUGAAGGUCAAGGAUUGAUUGCCGUAGCAUCAAGGUCAGGGAAAAAAUACAAUUUGAAUAUGAACUAAAUUUAUGCCGAGAUUUGCGAGUUGCGCUCUAAAAAGUACAAACUCACAUUUUUAUGGCGAAGGCUCUUUGGAUGCAAGCAGCCAGCAGAAGCAUUCAUCUUUAAUUUAAAAUGCAGAAAUAGCUCGGAGAGCUUCCAUGAAGUUCUUCAGGAAUAACUUCGCAGUGGCCUGAAAAGACCCAAUUAAAGAUUUGGUGCCAACUCAAAACCCAAUUGAGAAUUCAUGCUUGCGAGCUCUAUUUCCCUCCGUGGGUCCUUGUCCAGUUCCUUAUUUUAUUUCAUCCCUCUAAAACUCACAGACCAAACCGCCUGGAAAUCUACCAACAUAUUCCCUAAGCUCUGCUUCUCUUCGAAUGUGGGCAGACUUAAUACAACUGGAUUUAGUUUUAGUAGCACGGCCACUUGCCAUGCUUUCGAUGAAUUUCCUGUUGGGACAAAUGAAUCAAGUUUCUUAAGCGUAAGCGGGAAAGAUGGACUUGAUUGUCUUCAUGUUAUGGAGGAGCGGGCGGUGCGUCCAAACUAUCAAACCUACAUAUGGCUUUUGGAUGGGUGUUUGAAUUCUGGGUCUUUAAUGGAGGCAAAGAGGCUCCACGGAACAAUUUUGAAGUUGGGUGUUGAUGGAGAACCAGCUUUGUCUGGCCGGCUUAUUGAUGUUUAUUUAGAACAUGGUGAUUUAGAAGAUGCAGUCACGGUUUUUGAUGAUAUGUCCAGUCCUACUGUAUCUUCCUGGAAUAAAAUAAUUUCUCAAUUUGUUACGAAAAGGUUGAAUGCUAAAGUUCUGCAUCUAUUUUCACGAAUGCUAGCGGAAAAUGUGAGUCCAGAUGAAUCUACUUUUGCCAGUGCCUUAAGGGUUUGUCGUGGUGGUGAUGUCACUUUUCACUGCAUUGAACAGAUUCAUGCCAAAAUUAUUCGGUAUGGAUUUGCUAAUAGUCAGAUUGUGUGCAAUCCCUUAAUUGAUAUCUACUCGAAGAAUGGAUUUGUAGAUUCUGCUAGGUUAAUAUUCCAGGGAUUACAUUUGAGGGAUAAUGUGUCUUGGGUGGCUAUGAUCUCUGGUCUAUCCCAAAAUGAACAUGAAGAAGAAGCACUUCUAUUAUUUUGUGAAAUGCAUAAAUCAGGAAUUGUACCUACGCCGUAUGCCUUGUCGAGUGUUAUAAGUGCCUGCACCAAAAUAGAGUUAUUUUGGCUGGCACAGCAAAUGCAUGCACUUAUUUUCAAGUGGGGGCUUUCUUCUGAGACUUUCGUGUGCAAUUCUCUUGUCACACUCUAUUCUCGCUUGGGGAACUUGAUAUCUGCUGAACAGAUUUUCAGUAAAAUGCAAAGCAGGGAUGGAAUUUCGUACAACUCACUCAUCUCAGGGCUUGCACAGUGUGGAUUCAGUGACAAAGCUCUCCAGUUGUUUGAGAAAAUGCAAUGUGAUUGCUACAAACCAGAUUGUGUUACGAUUGCAAGCCUCUUGAGUGCCUGUGCCUCAGUUGGGGCUCUUUAUAAGGGAAAACAACUCCAUUCAUAUGCUAUAAAGGCAGGAAUCUCAUCAGAUAUCAUCAUUGAAGGUUCCCUGCUUGACCUUUACGUGAGAUGCUCUGACAUAGAAACUGCCCAUGAUUUCUUUCUUACGACAGUGACAGAUAAUGUGGUUCUUUGGAAUGUCAUGCUAGUGGCAUAUGGGCAGUUGGGUGAUUUGAAUGAGUCAUUUCAGAUAUUCUCUCAGAUGCAGGUUGAAGGUAUGGAACCAAAUCAAUACACUUAUCCAAGCAUAUUGAGAACCUGUACUUCUUUGGGAGCUCUUGAUUUAGGAGAGCAAAUCCACACUCAAGUCAUAAAAACUGGUUACCAGCUUAACAUCUAUGUUUGUAGUGUGCUUAUAGACAUGUAUGCUAAGCAUAAAAGGCUAGACACUGCCAUGAAAAUUCUUAGAAGACUUCCCGAGGAUGAUGUUGUCUCUUGGACAGCUAUGGUUGCUGGGUAUGCGCAGCAUGAUUUGUGUGUGCAAGCUCUUGAACUUUUUGAAGAAAUGCAAAGCUUAGGGAUCCGAUCAGAUAACAUAGGAUUUUCAAGUGCAAUCAGUGCAUGUGCCGGUGUGCAAGCAUUGAAUCAGGGACAACAAAUUCAUGCUCAAUCGUACAUCUGUGGUUAUUCAGAAGAUCUUUCAAUUGGAAAUGCACUUGUUAAUCUCUAUGCUAAAUGUGGUCGAAUACAAGAUGCUUAUCUAGCAUUUGAAAAAAUUGAUCCUAAAGACACUAUAUCAUGGAACGGAUUGAUAUCAGGAUUUGCUCAGAGCAGGUACUGUGAGGAAGCACUGCAGGUUUUUGCUCAAAUGAAUCGAGAUGGAAUUGAAGCUACUUUAUUCACAUUUAGCUCCGCAGUCAGUGCUGCUGCUAAUGUAGCAAAUAUAAAACAAGGGGAGCAAAUUCACGCUAUGAUCUUAAAAACAGGAUAUGAUUCAGAAACUGAGGCUUCUAAUGCAUUAAUCACUCUGUAUGCAAAGUGUGGGAGCAUUGAUGAUGCAAAAAGACAGUUUUUGGAGAUGCCUGAGAGGAAUGAAAUUUCAUGGAAUGCCAUGAUCACAGGCUAUUCUCAACAUGGCUGUGGUAAUGAAGCAUUAAGACUCUUUGAGGAGAUGAAAUUAAUGGGAUUGCUACCAAAUCAUGUUACGUUUGUUGGCGUUUUAUCAGCCUGUAGCCAUGUGGGUUUGGUGAAUGAGGGGCUUGACCACUUCAAGUCAAUAAGCAAAGAGCAUGGCCUGGUACCAAAGACAGAACAUUAUGUUUGUGUUGUGGAUAUUCUAGGACGUGCUGGGCUAUUGGAUUGGGCAAGAGAAUUCAUAAAGGAAAUGCCAAUUGAACCAGAUGCAAUGGUUUGGUUGUCCCUCUUAAGUGCUUGUAGGGUUCACAAGAACAUGGAAAUUGGAGAGUUUGCUGCCCGUCAUCUGCUAGAGUUGGAACCUAAAGAUUCUGCAGCUUUUGUUCUCCUAUCAAAUAUAUAUGCAGUGGCAGGGAAAUGGGAUUGUAGGGAUCAGACGAGGCAAAUGAUGAAAGAUAGAGGUGUGAAGAAAGAGCCAGGUUGUAGUUGGAUUGAGGUUAAGAACUCAGUUCAUGCGUUCUUCGUUGGUGAUCAACUCCAUCCACUAGCAAAGGAGAUAUAUGAGUUCUUAGAGGAUUUGAACAAACAGGCAGCCAAAGUUGGUUAUGUACAAGAUCGUAAUAGCCUUUGGAGUGAUACAGAGCAGGAGCAGAAGGACCCAAACAUGUAUAUUCACAGUGAAAAACUGGCUGUUGCAUUUGGACUCCUUAGCUUGUCUCAUGCAAUGCCAGUACGUGUGAUGAAGAAUCUUCGUGUCUGUAAUGAUUGCCAUAAUUGGAUAAAAUUUGUAUCAAAAAUUUCUAGUAGGAUAAUUGUAGUACGAGAUGCAUACCGCUUUCAUCAUUUUGAUGGUGGCGUGUGUUCAUGUAAAGAUUACUGGUAAGUCAGUGCAGGAAUAUUCUACUACUAAUAUCACAAAGGGUUUUCAUGGUA